AUGUCCUUUUUGAAACAAUUAUCAGGUAUUUGGAAAUGUCCUGGUAGUGGAAGCUGUUUCUAUGCUGCUAGAUUUAUUUGGCCAACCAGCAUCCACAGACGCGUCUUUUCUUGUACAACUACCAAGAGAAUACAACCAUUGCAGAACGAUGGGGACGGUGACAUGGUAGUCACUUCGCAAGAGCUGAAUUCGAUGCAGAUUAUUAUUCCUAGUAAAGAAGCUGCACCCGAAAACUUGCCACAUGUCAGAAGAAAGACAGGGUACAAAGACAGUGAAGAAAGAAAACCUGCACUUGAUAUGGACGAAUUAAAUGGUGAUACGAUGAUCGAAGAUGCUGGAGACAAUCUAGUCUUGGGUAGCGGCUCUGGGACUGGAAGUGGUACGUAUACGGAUUUUUAUCAAGGCAUCAUCGAUACAUACAAGACAUAUCUCCACAGGCAUGAUGGUGAAUACGUUGUUCUAGUACAUGUGGGUUCGUUUUAUGAGUUGUAUUUUGAGCAGGCAGAGAAAUAUUCAAAUCUUCUGGGCUUGACAUUAACAAAGAAGGUUUUAAAGUCGGGUGCAAUACCGUUUUCCGGGUUCCCCGAUAAAAUGUUGGAUAAAUAUCUUGAUAUUAUUUACAAGAACAACUUAAAGGCUGUCAUUUGUAAUCAAGUAUUGGAUCCAAUAACUAACACUUUAAGUCGUCCUGUCGAUCGUAUAAUGACUCCAGGAAUUGUUAUUGAUGAGACAUGCAGAGAUUUUCAUAGAAACAACUUUUUAAUGGCUCUUCAUUUUCCCGAAGAGAUGAGAAAAAAUGCUGAAAAUGUAAAGGUAGGUGUGGCAUGGUGUGAUGUUAACUUAGGAAAUUUCCAUGUCCUUCAAAUCGAGCUUAGCCAGUUGCUGGCUACUCUUACGAGGAUAAAUCCAGCUGAGAUUUUGAUAUCAGAUAAAGUUGACCUUGAAAAAAUAUUGGAUGGCUCAAUUUUGCCUGACUUGAUGGAAAUGAAAGCUUAUUAUAUUUCCAGAUUGCACAGCCCUGCUACAAAAAAGCCACUAGAUGAAUUUACAUGGAGAUUUAGAGAUAAUGAAAGACUGGUGUCGAAUAUUUUUGAUGGGCUCCUUCAAAGAGAAAAGAUGGCAGCUUCCAUAGUUCUUCAUUAUCUGGAUAUAUGCUUACCAAACUACAAAACAAGCUUUCACCUACCAUCAAGGUCAAAACCUAAGACUAUCAUGCAAAUUGAUUCUAGAGCAGCGCAAGAUUUAGAACUGUUAGAGACUAUACAGUCAAGGAAGAAGGUUGGGGCCUUGUCUCAUUUGAUGGACAAAACAGUAACAAGUCCUGGUGCACGUCGCUUGAAUUCGUGGUUGCUGGCCCCCUCUACGAAAAUUGAAGAGAUAAAGUACAGACACGACCUUAUUGAACUGUUCAGCAAGGACACGUAUUUUUUGGACCUUCUUUGCCAAUAUUUACGGAAAACUGCCGAUAUUGACAGAAAAAUCAGAAGAAUAGAUAAUCGAAAAGCAGAAAGGUUGGAAUACCUUGAACUCGCUUAUACCAUUGAAACUGUUGACCAAAUCUAUAACCUAAUCAAGCAAGCCUUUGAUAAGAAAUCACUCCCCCUUAUCGAACCAAUAUUUGAAGAGUUCAACAAUUCCAAAAGGUUGCAUGGCCUCGCAAAGCACAUCCGUAAAACUAUUGACCCUAGAGUCGCUUAUAUGAAAACGAGCAAUAAUAAAUCUGAAGGUGAUUUUGUACGGACAUUUUGGGAUAUCAAAGACACGGCAUCUUCGAGACUAGGAAAAAUGAGAAAGAAUUACGAGAGUUUAGUUAGAGAAAGUGAUAAUCUGAGAAAUCAUUUACAGAAGAUAUUCAAAAGUGAGGGAUAUAACGGAUCGCUGAGAUUGAUAAAAGACCCAAAGUCUUUUGAUUACGUGGUUGAGUUAAAAUCUACAAGUAAAAUUAUCACUGGUAUGAUCCAGAACUUAAAUUUAAAUGUCAAGGAAAAAUCAAAGUCUGUGACAAAGUUAGUAAAUUCACAAUGGACAAAUAUUGGCCAAGAUCUAAUUAAGCUAGAAUAUGAUAUAUGUUUAGAAGAAAAUCACAUCAUGGCAGACUUGGACAACAAAGUUGAUAAACUGUAUAAGGAGAUACGCAAAAUACCUCCCAUUAUCGAACUUCUAGAUGUUAUUCAGUCUUUUUCAAGACUAGCCCUGCAGUGCAACCUCUCAAGACCUGUUGUUGAUGAUUCAGAUUCUUUUACUAUAAAAAAUGGUAGGCAUUUGGUCGUUGAAGAAGGGUUGAAGAACAGACUAGACGUGGUUAAUUUUACACCCAAUAAUUGUCAUCUUGAGUCAUCACAUGCUUGGGUAAUUACUGGUCCAAACAUGGGAGGAAAAUCAACAUUUUUGAGACAAAAUGCUUUGAUAGCCAUCAUGGCUCAGAUUGGUUCGUAUGUGCCAGCCGAUUUUGCUCAUAUUGGAAUAAUUGAUAAGAUAUUCACUAGAGUUGGUUCUUCUGAUAACAUUUUCAAGCAUCAAUCUACUUUUAUGGUCGAAAUGAAUGAAACUGCCAUCAUACUUCGAGAGGCAACUCCUAAAUCUCUGGUAAUUGUGGAUGAGUUAGGAAGAGGAACCUCAAUAAAUGAAGGUGUUGCUAUUGCGUAUGCUGCCUUGUUGAGUCUAACUACGGUUAAAAAGUCCAAGGUUUUAUUCGCUACACAUUUUGGGCCCGAGAUUGCAAGACUACUUAACCAAGAAGAAACCAUGAAAGGCAGUAUUUCUUUUUAUAGAACAACAUUAGAUACGGUGCCAAGUGGAGACAAAAAUGUAACUAGCAAGGUAACAUUCAAUCAUAAACUAGAGAAAGGUACUAGCUCUCAUUCGCAUGCUAUCCAAAUAGCUGGGUUGGCAGGAUUUCCUGGUGAUGUGUUGCAGAACGCAGAAAUUAGUCUAGAAAAGUUAAACAAUAUGUAUAGAUAA
Molecule: messenger RNA, 2961 nt
Organism: Pichia kudriavzevii
Lineage: Eukaryota; Fungi; Ascomycota; Pichiomycetes; Pichiales; Pichiaceae
Exons: 1
Coding region: 1-2961 (986 amino acids)
Biological process (GO): mismatch repair
Cellular component (GO): nucleus
Molecular function (GO): mismatched DNA binding; ATP-dependent DNA damage sensor activity; ATP binding
Source: RefSeq, a predicted model, not a curated record